AUGCUCAGCGCAGCAGAAGAAACUCUGGCUGACCUGUUUAUUAUUGCAGCUCAUGGUGGUUUGCCGGUCCCUGCCAAAAACUGUUGCGAUACAACAAACUUUCCUCCAAAGAAGUUUGAAGAAGCUCAAUAUUCACUGAGAAAAGUGGCGCAACAGGCAAUGUUUGACAGUGGUGAAGAGAUUGUAGAGAACACAUUUUCACAGGAUGACAGCAAUUAUAGGUUGGACAGUCUUGAGAAGCACGGCAUUGACAGUAAUGAACUAUUGGUAGAUGAAAAUGAGGAGCCUCCGAGAGGAUGGAGAAAAUACAUUUGCUGUAUCAGCCCCCCAAAAAGUCAGCAAAAGAAAGAAAAGACCGGCUUUCUCUCACGACUGCGCCAUAUGUUCAAAUGUUGCUGAGUCCACCCAUCACGAAAUGAAAUGUUUAAAUCUGUCGAGUUAAUUAAGCAAUGAUUCAUACACCUAGUUUAUGAAAAAUGCAACUUUCUAUGAUGUAAUUGACAAUAAAA
This is a messenger RNA of Ostrea edulis (European flat oyster), 509 nucleotides long. RefSeq lists its product as uncharacterized. The record is from RefSeq and is a predicted model, not a curated record. The transcript is spliced from 6 exons. Bases 1 to 399 code for a protein of 132 amino acids. Lineage: Eukaryota; Metazoa; Mollusca; Bivalvia; Ostreida; Ostreidae.